Molecule: messenger RNA, 1795 nt
Organism: Beta vulgaris subsp. vulgaris (sugar beet)
Lineage: Eukaryota; Viridiplantae; Streptophyta; Magnoliopsida; Caryophyllales; Amaranthaceae
Exons: 15
Coding region: 123-1463 (446 amino acids)
Biological process (GO): mRNA pseudouridine synthesis; tRNA pseudouridine synthesis
Cellular component (GO): cytoplasm; nucleus
Molecular function (GO): pseudouridine synthase activity; RNA binding
Source: RefSeq, a predicted model, not a curated record
UUCUUGUGCUAUAGGCAAAUGGUCCAAGUAAAAAGAAAAGGAAGGAAGUAUAUGCAGCAUAGAAAUUCAAACUGUUGACGAACAUCUAACGCCAUUGCAAAGGAAGAAGACAAGCGAAACACAUGGAGAAAGACCAACUCAUAUCUUCUCUUCACUCCCAAAUUGAUUCCCUCCAUUGCCGCAUUAAGAAUUUAGAGGUUGAGAAUGCAAAAUUAGCGUCACAACUUGCGAAAUGUCGCUGCACUAAGGUUGAGGAAAUUACUGAUGCUAAGUUGGGAAAUGCAGUAGUUUCAGUUGAAAAUAAUCAGAAUUUGCGGAAAAAGGGUGGCAAGAGCAGAAAAGCAAGGUUAAAAGAUAGGAAUGUGAGGACGCUGCAUCAUCAUCCAAAGAGAUAUGUCGCCCUCAAAGUCAUGUACUUUGGUCAACGGUUCUAUGGCUUUGCAUCAGAGGCCCAAAAGGAACCUACUGUUGAGUCUGAACUUUUCAAAGCUUUUGAGACGACAAGGUUAUUAAUUGGUGACAAAAAGGAUUCACAGUACUCAAGAUGUGGCAGAACAGACAAGGGAGUUUCAGCAGCUGGGCAAGUGAUUGCUCUAUUUCUACGGUCAAACCUUAAGGCUGAGACAAGUUCUGCUGGAGUCAUUCUUGAAGGACAAUGUGAAGGAGAGAUGGAUUAUGUGAAAAUACUGAAUAAAGUCCUCCCGAAAGAUAUCCGGAUUAUUGGUUGGUCUCCAGUUCCUAUGGAUUUUCAUGCAAGGUUUGGCUGUUUGAGCAGGGAGUACAAGUAUUUUUUCUGGAGCGAAAAUUUUGACUUAUCAGCAAUGCAGACAGCAGCUAAGAAGUUCUUGGGUGAACACGACUUUAGGAAUUUUUGUAAGAUGGAUGCAGUGAAUGUGCACAACUAUAAGCGAUGUAUCAUGUCAUCUGAUAUUACCACAAGCAGUGCAAAGUUCAGAGACAAAGAAAUACGGGCCAUCGUAAUUAGAGGUAGUGCAUUCCUGUGGCACCAGGUCCGAUGCAUGGUUGCUAUACUGUUUAUGAUUGGACGAGGCCUGGAGUCGGCAGAAAUUAUAGAUGUGUUACUUGAUAUAGAGAGAACGCCAAAGAAGCCUCAGUAUACUAUGGCCACGGAAAUGCCGUUGGUUCUACACUCUUGUGAAUUUGAAGGCUUGCAGUUCUUUACUUCAGAAGAUGCACGGCAGGCACUAUGUACGCACCUGCGGAAUGAAUGCCAAAAUUUGAUGCUGCAAUUCGCGAUUUUUCAGGAUGCGCUGAAUAGCUGCUCGUCCACAGAAGAUAAUGAAGGAAGGAGCUCACUAAUAAAAACGAUGGGGAUAAAGAAAUGUUUGCACAUUCCCUUGAUGACAAGACCAACUGAGCCAUCAUAUGAGGAGCGACGUGCCAAAUUGAAUUCAGGAGGCUUAAAAAAAGGGAUUCUUGGAGAUGCCAAGGAGCUGGAGUAACUAAGAUAGUGCAUGAUGAACUUUACAUGUCUUUUUUUUUUUUUUUUUUUUUCCCCUUGCUCCUGUAUAAAGUAUCACCAUUUGUGCUAUAUAAUGAGAUUUGAGCCUUUUUUCAUGGGUGGGAUACUGGGAUGUUCGUUGUAUGAUUGCAUGUUUAGGACUUUAUUUCGGAGUUUUCUAUGUUAUCGGGCUUUGCAUCAUUCUGUGUAAUGUUGUGUCAAAUUUCUUUUAUAUGCAAUCAAUUCCAAGUUUUUUUUAUCCGUCUUUACUCCUUUUGACCAAAAAAAAGGACAAAACUUGAGCAAUGAGAUGACCCCUUUUUCUCUGAAUCA